CUGCAAAGCAACCCUGAUAAGCUGUCGUGUAAUUUGUUACGUAUGCGUUUUUAGUUACCCAGGUAAACGGGUCGGGGUAGUUCGUGCAAGCGAGAGCAACGUGACACUCGAUAGCAUGAUGUUGCUAUAGUCGGCAUGACCCCACAAUUUGCAGAGGUGGCGGGAGGCGCUAGCCCUUGUUGACACCGUUAUGAUAUAGGACAUAUAGAGUCAACUGCCAGUAAGCCGAAUAGCUCGUUGCUGAGUAGACACUCUGAAUCUUGCAAGAUGAAGCUUCCAUCUUCGUUGUCGUCUUGGGCGUGGGUGGUCUCGUUGCGUUGGGGUCUCGCCGAGGCACAAUUCAAUAACCCUGAAGGAGUAGAUAUAUGGUGUGGCAAAGCAUACCGUCCGGCGAAUGCCUCGUUCAACCCUGGCGGAUGGUUCGAGGAACCGCCAAAGUCAGACGUUCCUCUGCUAAAUCUUCGGGUAAAGCCACGAAUGAGCAUAUAUCUUGAGACAGAUGAUGAAGCAAGUCUCCUGAUCACCACAGCAGUCUCGGAUCAAAUAGGACAGCCGCUUCCUGCCAAUUACACGGGAACAUAUGCAUACGAUUCCGAGAACUUGAGCGUCGAUAUCAUCUAUGAUGGCGCGGCUAUUGGCACAGCAGUGCUUAGUGUCGGCUCAGUUGAUGUAGAAGUUCCAAUCAAAUUGGACCAGUUCACUUCUGGCCUUGACGGGCUCAAUAUCAGCAUUCGGGCGACUCUCGGCAAAGCGUACACUUACGAGGCAUCAACAGAAAUAUUUAAGCUGCCGCUGCCCGAGAACUACGGCAGCGUGUCGCGUCUUGACAACCUGUACGGAGGCCUUUGGGUGCAGAGGGAAGAUGAGGUCUGGCGGCACAUCUUCCCCUACACGUACUAUGUCCAAUGGAGUCUUUACUGGGAUGCCAACAUCACAACCUUGGAUGAUUUUGCGGCUCUCGGGUACAAUGUCAUUCAUAUAGUACCCACCGGAACGCUUGGCGAUAAGCCGUUUCCAUGGGAUCAGUUCGAGCCAUACCUUGACCGUGCGGACGAGCUCGGUCUGUAUCUGCAAUAUGACGUGAUCUGGGAUUAUGCCAAUCUGACAGGCAUGAUUGAGCAAGUGGAACGCAUACGAAAUCAUAGAUCGCUACUCGUUUGGUACCAAUCAGACGAACCAGACGGCAAGUCCAACCCGAUCAACUCGACGGGAAUCGCCUACCAGAAGAUCCGUGAGCUCGACCCCUACCACCCGGCAUCCCUGGCGCUCAACUGCUACGACUUCUACUACACCGACUAUGCCAGCGGCGCCGACAUCAUCACGCCCGACGUGUACCCCAUCUCCACCAACACGUCCUACUCCACCGUGUACGACACGGUAUGCAACGCCACGUACGGGUGCUGCGGCUGCGACGACUGCGACGGCACCUUCGAGGACAUCGCGGAGCGCCUCGACGAGUUCCGCCGCCGCGACGAGCUGAUCGGCUGGUCCAAGUCGCAGUGGUUCGCGCCGCAGGCCUUCGGGAACGAGACGUUCUGGACCCGGUACCCCACGGCGGCGGAGGAGGUGGUCAUGACGCUCCUCGCCGUCAACCACGGGGCGAAAGGCAUCGUGAUGUGGGACUACCCGACGACGGCGGAGAUAUUGAACGUCACGAAUCACUUGGCGGGUGUGCUUACCAGUGACACGAUUGCUGACUUUCUUCUCGGCGCACCUCUGACACAGACUCUGCCUGUGGCUGGCGGCAGUCGGAUUGAUGCGGCGGCAUGGGUGAACAAAGGUGCAGGACAGGCCCUGGUCAGUAUCGUGAACAUGAAUUAUGGUGAUGUUGGGGCCGCGAUUGAGGUCAGUGCCCCGGAUGGCACCUCUUUCUCUUCAGUUGCGGAGACGCUCUGGGGAGAUAUACAGUGGGACAUUGAGAGCGGAUCAGUAUCUAGUGAUAUGGGGAUGCUGGGCUUACAAGUGUCUGUAUUGCUGAUGAACAUGACUGCGACUUAGAAGUAGGAAUGCACUGAACAUAUCACAAAUUGGGAACAACCUCUUUAUUGAUCUUGUGGGGCUCUACAAUAUCUGAUACCAUCUCGUACACUCAGGAAAUAUCAUGUCAAAG
Messenger RNA from Truncatella angustata, 2110 nucleotides. RefSeq lists its product as uncharacterized. The coding region runs from base 268 to 1998 and encodes 576 amino acids. The transcript is spliced from 3 exons. The record is from RefSeq and is a predicted model, not a curated record. NCBI's taxonomy places the organism in Eukaryota, Fungi, Ascomycota, Sordariomycetes, Amphisphaeriales, Sporocadaceae.